Molecule: messenger RNA, 330 nt
Organism: Mus musculus (house mouse)
Lineage: Eukaryota; Metazoa; Chordata; Mammalia; Rodentia; Muridae
Product: predicted gene 16261
Exons: 2
Coding region: 1-330 (109 amino acids)
Source: RefSeq, a predicted model, not a curated record
AUGAAUUGUGGUAGGAAACAAAGUGGCAAAGGACCGUGGGAGGGCCGUGGGGGCGGAGCAAAAGAACGUGGGCAGGCCGUGGGGGCGGAGCAAAAGAACGUGGGCGGGCCCCAUCCCACAAACCUGGAUCAGGUAAUGGAGUUUGUGAAGCCAAGUUGGCAGUUUGUAAAGGACUCAGUUCUGCUGGUUAAAAGAUGCACCAAACCCCACAGAAGAGAAUUCCAGAAGAUUGCCAUGGCCACAGCGAUAGGAUUUGCUAUCAUGGGAUUCAUUGGCUUCUUCGAGAAACUGAUCCAUAUCCCUAAUAAUAACAUUAUUGUGGGUGGCUGA